Molecule: messenger RNA, 1710 nt
Organism: Aspergillus ochraceoroseus IBT 24754
Lineage: Eukaryota; Fungi; Ascomycota; Eurotiomycetes; Eurotiales; Aspergillaceae
Product: MDR family MFS transporter
Exons: 4
Coding region: 1-1710 (569 amino acids)
Biological process (GO): transmembrane transport
Molecular function (GO): transmembrane transporter activity
Source: RefSeq, a predicted model, not a curated record
AUGUCGGCCCCAGCAGAGUCUAAGCGAGUUGACGGAGAGAACGAAUACGCAGAUGCUGAGAGGAACUAUCAGCUCAAAUCACCAAAGUUCUGGACGAUUAUUUUAGGGGUCUACUUGUCGAUCUUCCUGAUUGCUCUGGAUAGAACUAUCAUCGCAACGGCCAUUCCCCGUAUCAGUGACGAAUUCCACUCGAUCAAUGAUAUUGGUUGGUAUGGCAGUGCCUAUUUGCUCACGGGGGCCUCAUUUACCCCGAUCUCUGGUAGACUCUACCAGCUCUACUCCACCAAAUGGUGCUUUGUCACGUCGAUUGUGAUCUUUGAGGCGGGAUCUGCCCUCUGUGGAGCCGCGCCGAGUUCAACUUCCUUUAUUGUCGGACGCGCUAUUGCUGGUCUUGGAGCUUCCGGUAUCCAGUCUGGAGGUAUGAUGAUUAUCCUGGGGAUUGUUCCCCUUCGCAAGCGCCCGAUGUUCACGUCCUUCUUCGGCGUGGCCUUUGGGAUAUCAUCAAUCCUAGGCCCCAUCAUCGGUGGAUUAUUUACUGACAACGUGACUUGGCGAUGGUGUUUCUAUCUUAACCUGCCCAUUGGCGGCUUCACGCUAUUUGGGAUCCUUCUUUUCCUCCAUCUGGAUAACCCCAAGCGGGAGAUGCCAGGAUUCACGGCUCAACUUAAGCGUCUAGACCCAGUCGGAGUCAUCCUUUUCGUUCCUUCUAUAGUCUGCCUCAUUCUCGCGCUGGAAUGGGGGGGGACUACAUACGCCUGGUCAGCACCCAAGAUUAUCGGGCUUCUUGCUACAUUCGCGGUGCUUCUUGUGGCUUUCAUAGUCUUUGAGACCCUCACUCCAGCGACCGCGGUGGCCCCGAGCCGGGUUGUCUUGAACCGUUCAAUUAUGGGCUCCAUGGUGUUUAUUUUUCUCGCAAUGGGGGCCAUGAUGUCAAUCGUCUACUACCUCAAUAUCUGGUUCCAGGUCGUCAAGGGUGACUCGGCAAUGACCGCCGGCCUCAGCACAAUUCCCAUGGUGAUUGCGUUGGUUUUAAUGAGCAUUCUGUCCGCCGCCGUGACCCAACGGAUCGGAUACUACGUUCCAGCCAUGCUCGUUUCCCCUGUACUGUGCUCUACAGGCGCAGGUCUGCUGUCGACCCUUUCCCCAACGUCGAAUCACAGCUACUGGAUUGGCUACCAGGUGCUUUUUGGGCUUGGGGUAGGGUGCGGAUUCCAAACGUCCACUCUCGCGGCUCAGAGCGUUCUAUCUCGCGUGGAUGUCCCCACUGGGAUGGCUCUCAUGUUUUUCAUGCAGCAGAUCGGCGGCUCCAUCUUCCUUUCUGUCGAUCAGAAUCUGCUCUCUAGCAAGCUCGUAGACCGGUUGUCGGAUGUCGCCGGUCUAGAUGCCAACACAAUCGUCAACAGCGGUGCAACCAACCUACGCAAUGUUGUACCACCAAGCGAACUUAGCACGGUGAUCAACGCUUACAACUACGCACUAACUCAGAUCUUUGUGGUCGCCGCUGCUAUCAGCGCGUGUGCCAUUCUAGGUGCAGCCGGGGUAGAGUGGAAGAGUAUUAAAGGAAAAGGGGAACCCAAUAGCCAAUCAACCAGUCUGGAAAAACGGGGGGAAGAAAGGACCCAUGUAACAGAAACCGAAGGGGGUCUUGAUACCGAGGAGUCUAGGGCUAUCAUGCGCGAGAUGAGCAAUGAUAAGAGAGGGGAGGUAUAG